This is a messenger RNA of Rhagoletis pomonella (apple maggot), 250 nucleotides long. RefSeq names its product ATP-binding cassette sub-family G member 4-like. The coding region runs from base 55 to 231 and encodes 58 amino acids. NCBI's taxonomy places the organism in Eukaryota, Metazoa, Arthropoda, Insecta, Diptera, Tephritidae. The transcript has a single exon. Gene Ontology annotation, cellular component: plasma membrane. The record is from RefSeq and is a predicted model, not a curated record.
UUUUUGUUUCACUUUCUUUUUUACAGAACAACGAACAUCGAAGGUGUCGUCACGAUGAAUGGACGCGAACGUAAUUUGAGUAUUUUCCGCAAAUUAUCCGCUUACAUUAUGCAGGAUAAUCAAUUGCAUGGCAAUUUAACCGUUCAGGAGGCGAUGACUGUAGCAACGAAUUUGAAAUUGAGCAAGAAAUUCACAAAGGCGGAGAAGAACUCAAUGGUAGGUGUCAAAUGAUUUUUUUUUUUGUAAUUAU